AUGGUUCCAUUAACAACAGUUGGUGCUGCACAAGUUUUACCUGGUACUGUUUUGCAAACAAAUGGAAAUAAUUUACAAUCAAAUUCAGUUUCGAAUAAUGAUUUAGUUAUUAUACAAGAUACAACAGGAGCUACAAGUCAAGCUGAAUUAAUUAAUCAAUUACAAAAUCAUAUAACUGAAAAUCAACAAAUUUUAAUUAUAACAGAUGAUCAAGGACAAGAUCAAUAUGUUAUUAUUGAUAAAGAUCAAGAUAUUAAUGCACUUUUACAAGAUGGCUCUUUAUUCAAUCAUUAUACUGAACAACAACAAAUGGCUCAAGUUCCUACUGGUUUACAACAACAAAUUUUACAAAUCGCAUCUAUGCCAACAAUUCAAACAACACAUAUGCCAUCAGUAGUUUCAACACCUGUACCUAUACAACCAAAACCAACUCCAAAAGCAAUUGCACCAGCUACAAUGAAUCCAUCAAUUAUACCACAUAAACAAUCAUUUCAUAGCAAAGUAAAUGCAAAUGCUUUUCAUGCUCAAAAUGUUGAAGAAUCAGUUCAACGUGUUACAGCACCACCACCUAAACGAAAACCAAUUGAAAUUCAUUAUGAUCCAAAAGAAAAUUCAUUUCAAAAUGUAUUUUUAAAAUUUCUUGCUGGAGAAAAACUUCCAUCAUUAGAAAAUUUAGCUAGUGAAUCAAUAUUACGUAAACCAAAAGAUAAUAGCUAUAUUGGUGCUGUUAAUGCGGGAGUUAUUCUUAGUUCAAUUGGACAACCAACAGGUACAAUGGGUUAUCAAACAUAUAUGGUCAAUGAUGAAUCACAUAUUGAAGAAAUAAUGGUUAUUGGACGACCAUUUUAUGAUGAUAGUAAAGGUGUUAAAAUAAAUCCAUUAUUAAAAAAUCUUCCUUCAAAUAUGAAUAAUAAUCAAACAACAACAACACUUUUACCACAAACAAUAACAUUAACAUCAGAUUCACAACAACAAAAUAUGAAUACACUAACUAGUUUAUUUCAUAAUGCACAAACUGUACCAAAUAUGCUUAAUAAUUCGACAACAAUUACAUUACCACAAGAUAUACUUAAUCAAAUAAGUAAUGGAACAUUGACAGUAACACAAACACCUAAUGGAAAUGAAGGUAUUGAAUCAGCAACAGCAUCAGCUGCUGCAAUACUUAGUCAAUUAAAUAAAAUUGUGCAAGGACAACAACAAACAAAUGAUUCAAAUAGAGUACAAAAUGAAAAAGAUACAGCAGAUGCACUUUUAGCUGCAGCAAUAUCAAAAACAAAUUUUGGUACACAUAAUUCAAAUGGAUCACAGGAAAUGUAUCAACAAUCGAUUACAACAAAUCAAUCAAAUAAUACGAAUUCAUCUUAUAUGGAUGUUGAUGGUUCAUCAUUAGCAGCUGCUGCUUUAUAUAAUAUGAAAAAUGAACAAUUACAAUUAGCAAAUGCUGCACUUCAACAACAAGUAACAUCUACUGAUAACAAACAAAAAGAAAUGCCAGAACAAUCUGUUGCGACAACUACUGAAGCUGGACAAAAUUUUACAGGCGAAGAAGGAGAAAUAGGAUCAGAAAUACCAUAUGAACUUGGUCAAUUUUUAUUAUACAAAGGUCAUUUUCUUAAUCUACUUCAUUUUCCAAUUUGGAAAGUACAUACAAAAACACUUUUACUUAAAUAUGAUACUGUACUUGCUGAUUCUGAAAUCGCAUGGGAAGCAACAGAUGAAGGAAUGUUUUAUACUAAUGUUUAUGAAGAUUAUAUUCCGCUUAAAUGUGAAGUUAAAGGUUUACAUAAUAAUCAAGAAGUUGUUCGUAUUGUUGAUGAAUCCCAUCCAAUAAAACUAAAAAUUCAUGGUCAUAUGAGUUUCGUACGUAUUCAACAUGAUGUUUAUGCUCAAGUACUUGUUAAUCAUGUUUACGAUGUUGAUGUAUUACCAAGAAUAAAAGCGAAUACUGAUGAAUAUGCAACAUAUAUUCGGUUAAUCGAUGAAAUUCUCGAACAACGUUAUAAUUAUGUUAUUCAAUCACGACGCACAAUAGAAACAUUUCCAUGUGCAAUUGCUAAAUAUCCAUUACUUGAUAUUAUAGCUCAACCACAACGACAAUUACAUUGUCAAGUUACAGAAGAUAAAUCACAAUCAGUUUCACAUACAUUACGUUUUCAUGGAAAUCAAUAUGAUGUUGAUACAUUAAAAGCUAGCGAAACACCAUUACAAGUAUUAGAAAUAUUUGUUUGUGAAAAUAUUGCUGCUCUAGCUCAAACAGCUCAUCAUCUAAAACAUCAUGUUUAUCAUAUGUUUUGUCAUGCACAACAAAAAGUUGCUGAAUUACAAGCAUUAAAUCCAACAGCUGAUGCAACGGAAUUAAUUAGUGCAAUAUGUAGUGAUACAACAUGGUUACAAGAAUUAUUUGAUCGAUUUGAUUCAAUAAUACAACAAGCUGAUACAUAUAUUUUUUCGAAUGUUGACAUAGUUUGGUAG
Molecule: messenger RNA, 2472 nt
Organism: Adineta steineri
Lineage: Eukaryota; Metazoa; Rotifera; Eurotatoria; Adinetida; Adinetidae
Source: the annotation of a GenBank genome assembly